Molecule: messenger RNA, 28432 nt
Organism: Dimorphilus gyrociliatus
Lineage: Eukaryota; Metazoa; Annelida; Polychaeta; Dinophilidae
Source: the annotation of a GenBank genome assembly
AUUAUAUUAACCGGCCCACGAAGCUGGAGAAAACUAGUGAUCGAUUUAACAAUCAUACUGGAUUCCUAAGUUUUCCAAUCAGUUUAGAACAGUUUGAGGAAGUGCAAUAAGUGGAGGGAUGUUUUCCCUAAGAAUCUCGGUGAUCCUGUUACUUUUAGCAGUUCCAUCGAUAGCUCAAGAACUAUGCACCGCCAAAGAUGAUCCGCGUCUUCGAGUUGAAGUUACGGAAGCUAAUCAAGCAACUUUUGAACAAAAUAGAGAUUCUGAUGCUUAUAAAGCAGAAAUCAAAGUUCAUGGAAUAUUAAAUGACAACAUAAAAAUGGAUCUGAAGCAAAACUCGGGUUCAGUUUUUAAUCCUCAAGAAUUUUUUACACUGGAAAUGGAGGAUAAUCGUAUUAUGCUUAAAUUGAAGCAAGGAUUAGACCGAGAGAGCUACCCUUUGGAGUACUAUUUUACAAUAGUGUGCACAAAAAUUACAACAAAUGAUCAAGGAGUAAACUUGAAUGUUUCUCUGAGAAUAAGAGAUGUUAAUGAUAAUGCUCCUCGUUUUUUGGACGCCAACUAUAAUGUAAAAAUAGAAGAAAUUGUACCAGUGGACUAUACUGUAUUAGAAGUUGCUGCUAAGGAUAAAGAUUCCGGUAAAAAUGGCGAAAUUACGUACAAUAUUGAACCUGCAUUAAAUGUUAGGAAUGACGGAAAAGAUCACUUUAAGAUUUUAUCUUCUGGAAUAAUUAAAGUAGCCAAAGCAUUGGAUUAUGAGGCUUUAGCAAUUACUGGCGAUCGUAGUUUCUAUUUAAAUGUCUCUGCAUCGGAUAAUUCGGAUACUUCGAAAUUAACAAGCUAUCAAACUGUUCGUAUUCAAAUAGAGGACAGUGACGAUCUGGGACCUGUCUUCAUCGCCUCAGGAUGUGUUCAAGUAGACGCAGUCUGCAUUGAUGUCAAGUAUACAAUAACUCUUGAGAGUGGAGUUCUCAGACCAAAUUUAAACGUUCGUCCUAAUUCUAUUCGAGCAAUAGAUAGAGAUAGGGGAAUAGCGAAUAAAAUCACUUAUAAAUUUGUGGCCGGUGAACCGUCGAUUUAUAAUAACUUUUUUGAAAUUUCAUCUGAUGGAACAGUUACCCAAAAGAAGGCAGUUGACAGAAUAACAGACUUCAAAGAAGCCACUAUAACAAUUCUUGCCCAAGAAAUUUCAAUUGAAAAACGAUUUGAAACUGCUGUUUUACAUAUAGUUGUCAACCAGAAGAAUGAUUUUGCACCAGUAAUUAAGAGUGUCGACGAUAAAACUACUGCUUAUAUUAGAGAAAACUCUGAUGUCGGAAGCUUUCUUAUGGAUGAUCAGGGUAAAGCUUUCAAGAUAGAGGUUAGCGAUCCCGAUCAAGUUGAAGGAGAUAGUGCUACAAAAUUUAGUUUGAAUGUAAUAGAUACUGGAAUAGUGGGUAUUACUGAUGAAGGAUAUCUAAGACUUCAACAACAAGUUGACUUUGAACAACUACCCGAUGCCAUAAGUUUUAGAGUUCAAGCCAGGGAGUUAAAUGUUCCAAAUGGAAAAACGACUCUUGAAUCAUUCAGCAUAAAAGUUGUUGAUGUUAAUGAUAACAAACCAAGAUUUUCUACAUCAGAUAAUCUUGUAUUCAUUAAAGAAAUAGAGAAUCCUGAGCCAAGGGUAGUUUAUACUGUUAGCGCAAGUGAUGUCGAUUCUGGAGACUUUGGAAAUGUUACUUAUUCUAUAACAUCUGGAGGUAAUGGGAAAUUCGAAAUCAAUAAAUACACUGGUGACAUAUCUCUCAUCCGUUCUGUCAAGAGAGAAGAAACCUACACUUUAUUCAUUCAGGCACAAGAUAAUGCACCCGCAGAUGAUAGAUUAUUUGAUACAACGUCUGUAGAGUUUAGAAUUUUAUUCGCAAUUAAUACGAUUCCAAGAUUCCCUUCGGAGAAGUACAAAGUAGAAGUGAGCGAAGCUACUCCAAGAAAUACCAUAAUCUUUACGAUCCAAGCUCAAGAUCCUGAUCCUAACGCUAGGAUUAACUAUAAAACAAACUUUGAAGAUAUGUUUUCAAUUAACAGUCAAACUGGAGAAAUUCGACUGAGGAAUAGUUUGGACUACGAAAGACUAAGGACCAUCCCUGUACGAAUAACAGCUACGGACGGGAAUAUAAAUGCAACCGCAACAACAACCCUAGUUGUUACCGUGACUGAUAUUAAUGAUAAUUCACCUGAGCUAGGAGAGACUGUGAAAGAGCUGUUUGUUGAUGAGGGUAAGAGUAAUAUUAUUGUCGACGGUAGAAUUUGGGGUAAUGACGAAGAUGAAGGAGCAAAUGGACAAGUUCGCUACAGAAUUGAAAAUAACGAAUACUUCCGUAUUGAUGAAAACACAGGAAAUAUGUAUACAAAAACGGCGUUAGAUUAUGAAACUAAAAAAAUCCAUAAGGUCCCUGUCAUCCUCAUUGAUAGAGGAACACCACCAAGAUCGUCUGUAGUUUAUAUAACCGUUAAUGUCAACGAUCUUGAAGAUGAAAUACCAAUAUUUGAUAAGACUAGUUAUCAAGCCACUGUAAAUGAAAACGAUGAUAAUGCAUAUGUUGUUACUGUUUUGGCAAGGGACGCCGAUACAAAUAAAUCGGUAACUUAUAAAUUCAGCCGUAAUGAAAACAACCUUUUCAAGAUAAAUCAAACAAAUGGAGAAAUUCGAACAGCUGUCAACCUAGAUUAUGAAUUAUCACGUCGGCAUACAGUUAUAGUUUCAACUGAGGAAGCUGGAAAUAACAGAAAUUAUCUAUAUUCAGCAACCGUCACUAUAAGUGUUUUGGAUCGAAACGAUAACGUACCGAAAUUUGAAAAGGACUUAUAUCGAGUGGAGAAAGGCGUAAAAGAAAAUAUUGCGGUUGGCUCAGACCUUACUAGAGUUAGAGCUACAGAUGAUGAUCCGUCAGGGACAUUUAAUAGCAGGAUACGUUAUAAGCUUAAAUCUUCCGUACCACCUUCCGGGAAUGGAUUAUUUUUGGUUCAUCCGGAUCAGGGAGUAGUAAUUGUUAGAAGACCAUUGAGCGAUGAUAAAGAUGACGUUUCGAGUUACGAGUUAACCGUUGAGGCGAUAGAUUUGGGUAAUCCUCCCCUUUCAAGCACCACUAAAGUUGUUGUACCAAUACUUAGGAAUUUAAAUGCUCCAAAGUUUACGGAAACGAGUAUAUCAAGAACAAUUCCGUCUACCUUCCCAGUGAAUUCUGAAGUUGCGCGAUUAAUUGUUAGCGAUGCCGAUACAAUUGAUCCAUUCAACUCAAUUCGACUUAGAGUUAUUGGCGAUGGUAAAGCUCAAGGAUAUUUUAAAAUAUCACCUAGUGGAUCCCUGAGUCUAAGUCGUAAUUUAAAAGAUGACUCAGACAGAAGAUAUACAGUAAGAAUUAGAGCAACUGACGGAAUGGGUAAAGAAAAUGAGAGAGACGCUGUUGUUAGAAUUACUGUUGAAAGAAAUUUAAAUGCUCCCGUAUUUAAUCCAAAAAAAUACGAUAAAACAGUUCAAGAUAACCAGCCAUUGGGAGAUACAAUUCUCACUCUUACUGCAACGGACGCUGACAAAUAUGCACCUCACAAGACUAUUUCUUUUCGAAUUAUGCCUAACAAUGCUGGUACACACCAAUAUUUUCAAGUUGAUGAUUCAGGAGAAGUAUACCUAAAGAGGUCGCUAGCACUUGAUACCGCUUUAAGAACUCAAUAUAAAUUUAACAUAAAAGCUUUUGAUGAAGGCGAGCCUGAAAGAAAGGAAUCUGUUGAAGAAGCAGAAGUCACUAUUCAAGUUCUUCGUAAUGAAAAUUCUCCAAUCUUCUUUAAUUCAUCAUACUCGGCCUUUAUAAGAGAAAAUGAAAUAAACGUUGGUAGAUUGAUAACAACAGUACUGGCUAAUGAUAAAGAUACAGUUAAUGAUUUCAAAACCAUUAGUUAUGAUAUUAUUGGUGAUGAUAAGGCUUCGAGCUUUUUCAAUAUUCAUAAAACUAAUGGAGAAAUUCGAAUUGCAACUAAUUUUGUCAACGAUCCAGCGGAGUUGCAUAGAAUUCGUGUCUUAGCAAGCGACAAGGGGAAUCCACCUAGAACUGCAAGCGUAUUCGUUAAUGUUGAAAUCGAUAGAAAUUUAAAAUCUCCACAAUGGAAUGGUGGUAUCAAUAGAAACUAUAAAAUUUUAGAAACUGUUCCCUCAGGAACAAUAGUGGGAGACGUUCAAGCUCGAGAUUCUGAUAAAUUCCCACCAAAUAAUGUUGUUUCAUAUUAUUUAAUUGGAGAUGAAAAGGCAACUGAAUACUUUAACGUCAAUGACAAAACGGGUAGAAUUUUUGUUCAAAAAGAUCUCACAGCCGAUUCAAGCUCAAGUUUAUCUUAUAGUUUAGUAUUAAUUGCUAGAGAUUCCGGUAAAGUGCCACGAUCCAGCUCGAAUUUAACAAUAACAGUACAAGUCAUUAGAAAUUUGAAUGCCCCUGUAUUUACUUCCGGUGAUUUUACAGUACAGCCAAUUAGAUCUCAAACUUCUGUUGGAUCUAGAAUUUACACUGCAUCCGUAUCGGAUAGCGAUGAUAAAAAUCAAUUUGGCUCCGUAACAUAUAGUAUUAUCGGAGAUAGUUUAGCUAAAAAUUUCUUCGAGAUCAAUUCAAAAUCAGGAGAAGUCAGAGUAAGAAAUGCACUAGAUAGCGAUCCAUCAACAAAAUAUAAUCUUGUAAUUCUGGUUGAAGAUAAUGGAGAUCCUCCAAAAUCUGAUCAAAUGAUUCUGACAGUACCAGUAAACAGAAAUCAGAAUAAACCUAGAUUUUUUACAAAUAAUAAGAACAUUGUCAUUUUGGAAACGCAAGAAUUAGGAGCUAUAAUUGCUGAAAUGCCUGCUAGUGAUAAUGAUAAAUUCCAACCAUUCAAUACUAUCACCUACAGACUUAAGCCUGAAGGAGUAAAUGCUGAAUACUUUAAUGUUGAUUCCUUCACUGGAAAUGUCUCAGUUAGAACUAGUUUAAACUCUCAUUCAAGAGAUGUUUAUAGGCUGACCAUUGAAGCAUGGGACGGUGGAAAUCCGCCACAAAAAUCCGAUCAAGAUGGAAGAGUUACAGUCAACGUGCGACGAAAUAAAAAUACACCGAGGUUCACCGAUUCGAAUUACGGCGUCAAAAUUGAUAGAAACAUUGAAGUUGGCUCAAGAGUAAUCAGAGUUCAGGCAACAGAUUCAGACACCACACAGCCUUUUAAUACUAUUACAUAUUCAAUUACCGGUGAUGAUGUGGCAAGCGAUUAUUUCGAAAUUGAUAAUCUAGGAGUUAUAACGCUAAAAGCGUCUAUAAACCUUAGAGAAGAGACAGUUUAUAGAAUAAGAGUUAUUGCAAGCGAUAAAGGCCUUCCAUCAAAGAGUGCAAUUACUAUUGUUACUGUUAGUGUUAAUAGGAAUCUUGAAGUGCCUAUAUUCACAAAUCCAACAACACGUAUUGCUAACACAACUAUUCUCGAGACACAUGAUUACAAAUCAGUUAUUUUUACUUUCUCUGGUACUGAUAGUGAUGUCACCGCGCCAUAUAAUACUGUAAAUUUUCGAAUUGUUGGAAAUUCGGAUGAUACUCAAUUCUUCUUAGUCGAUUUUAAUUCUGGAAAACUGCAACUCAGAAGGUCUCUAUUACAAGAUUCUAAUUCCAAAACAGUAUACAAUUUGGAUAUUGAAGCUGUUGAUGGAGGAAAUCCACCAAAAUCAUCUAUCGAUCGAAUUAGGUAUAAGGUUUUUGUUAAAAGAAAUACCGGAGCUCCAACUUUCUCUCAACCUUCUUAUUCUUUUUCUGUUGACGAGACAACUGGAUCUGGCAAUAAAAUUGGAAUAGUUUCUGCUACCGAUUCAGACUCCGAUUUUAAUAAAGUAACAUAUGAAAUUUUCCGAGGGGAUGUAGCUUCUAACUUCUUUUCUAUUAAUCCCAAUACUGGUGAAAUAUCUAUAAGAAGAUCUUUACAAGACGAUUCCGCUUUAACCUAUGAAAUAAGAGUUAUAGCAUCCGAUGAUGGUGUUCCACCACUGUCUGAGACAAAGCUAGUAAAAAUAUCAGUAAAUAGGAAUCUCAAUUGUCCUACUUGGAAUGAUAAAAAUAUCAAUACGAACAUUAUGGAAACUGAUCCUGUUACAAAAUUAAUUGCCAGAGUAAGAGCAAGUGAUAGAGACUCGAAGAGUCCACACAAAGAUAUUAGAUAUAAAGUAAUUGGUAAUUCUGAAGCUAGUAAAUAUUUUACCGUUAAUGCUAUUUCUGGUCAAGUCUAUCAAAAAGUUCCCGUAUUGAAUGAUCCAAACAAAGCCGAAGUAUAUAAAAUUGAACUAUCUGCUUCGGAUUUAGGAGAACCUAUUCCUUGCACUGCUGCUAGUAAUAGCAGCGUUACAGUUAGGGUCUAUAGAAAUUUAAAUGCACCCGUUUUCACUAAUAAUGGAACAUAUAGCAAAAAGAUUAGAGAAAAUUCAAAUAUAAAUGAUUUUGUCACGUCAGCAAGAGCGACAGAUAAAGAUUCCAGAUCGCCUUUUAGAGAUAUUGAAUAUAAAAUUGUUGGUGAAGGUCCAUCUAUUGGACUAUUUAAAAUUGGACUAACAGAUGGAAAUAUACGAAUUCGUAAUUUCCUAACAACCGAUCCAUCUCAAACUUAUCGAAUUAUUGUAGUAGCCGAAGAUAAAGGUACUCCAAGGAGAUCGGCCACAGGAACAGUUGAUGUAGCAGUUGAAAGAAAUUUAAAUCAGCCAUCAUUUACUGAGACCAACGUUCGUUAUGAGAUCGUUGAAACAACGAUUGUUGGAACUGAACUAGUUCAACUAAGAGCAACUGAUGAUGAUACUUUUGCUCCCCACAACGAAAUAAGAUACAGUAUUUCGCCAAACCAAUUCCAAGCAGAAGAGUAUUUCAGCGUUGAUCCAAUUUCUGGGAAAAUCUUUUUAAGGAAAUCUGUUCAACAGCUGAACAAUUUAGAAGUAACGUUCCGCUGUGAAAUUACUGAUCUUGGCAUCCCGCCAAAAAAAGGUAGAAAUGCGGCUACUGUAACUAUUGGAAUUACGAGAAAUAAGUAUUCACCGAAAUUCACUAAUAUCCCGAAGACUAUAACUGUCGAUGAAACGGAAAAACAAGGAAUUGUCGUUUAUACCGUUAAAGCUGAAGAUAGAGAUACUAAAAUACCAUAUAAUUUUAUGACAUUUUCUUUAAUUGGUGACGAUACUGCUGAUUCUUUCUUUAAAAUAAAUGAAAAUAGUGGUUCUAUAUCAAUUAGAAAUGAUUUGGUAAAUGCACCUGGUCAAACACUUCGAAUCAGAGUAGAAGAUGGGGGAAGUCCAGCUAGAUUUGAUAUACAAAUAUUGACAGUACAAGUCAAUCGUAAUCUUAAUUCACCAAUUUUCUCUGAAACUCGAAAAGUAUAUAAAGUUAAGGAAACUCUCAGAAUUGGUACAACUAUCGGAUCAGUUUCUGCUAGAGAUGCUGAUACAAAGAAUCCUCACAAUAGAAUUAGCUAUUCUACCAAUAACAACUUUUUUGAUGUAGAAGAGAGCAAUGGUAGAAUAUUCUUAAAACGCCUCUUGCUGGAUCAAGGAAGCGAUGCAAUGACUAUUACAAUAAUCGCUACGGAUAAUGGUAUUCCGAAUCGUCGAACUUCUCCUGAACCAGCUCUCGUAACAGUCAAUAUAACAAGAAAUAAAUUACCACCAGUUUUCCAAUCUUCCACGUAUAAGAUGAAAAUUAAUCAAGCACAUUCGGGAAGAAUAAUCUUGGUUCAAGCAACUGAUCUUGAUACAGAGAGCCCAUUUAGAGAUAUCAAAUACAGUAUUAUUGGUGAUGACAAUGCCAAUAAUUACUUUUCUAUAAAUGAAGUAUCUGGAGAAAUAACUCCGAAACAAAGUUUAAAAGACCAUGACAGAAAAUCUUAUAAAAUUCGAGUAGAAGCUAGAGAUGGUGGCACUCCACCACGAACUGCUAUUACUGUAGCCGAAAUUGAUGUGGAAAGGAAUUUAAAUGCACCUACAUUUAAUCCAAAGAGCGCGAUUAUCUCUAUACUAGAAACCAUUAAUUUGGGUCAGACUAUUUAUACAGCUUCUGCAACUGAUCAGGAUAAAAAUGCUCCGGAUAAUCAAAUUCAAUAUGCCAUCUCUAAUGAAAACGAUAAUUUUAACCUAUUCAAAAUUCAAGAAGGUAGUGGUGAAAUCUACAUUGCUAAAGAUUUAAGAACCAAUAGCGCCGAUUCUUACUCGGUGAAAAUUAGCGCAACAGACAAAGGAACAAAUCCUAAAAAGGCAGCUGAAGAUUUUAUACUUGAAGUACGAGUAUCUAGAAAUAAAAAUGAACCAACUUUUACUGAUGGAGCUGUUCAAUCACAAACUAUAUCGGAAAAUGUUGAAGACGGAUAUAUCGUUAAAAAAUUUAAUGUUAAAGAUCUGGAUGACAAAGAACCAUUCAACGUUGUCACAACUGGAGCCAUUGGAGAUGGUAAUGCAGAAACCUUCUUUGAAGUUAAACCUAAAGGGGAAGUUAGCAUUAAAUCCGCAUCCAGUCUAGCAUCUGAUAAAGCUCCAUCAUACCAAUUGAGAGUUUUAGCAUCAGAUGGAGGAACGCCGCCUAAAACUUCAACAGCUGUACUUACUAUCAACGUCCAAAGAAAUUUAUACGAACCGAAAUUUUCCAAUGAAAACAAUAUAGCUGUUUCAUUGAAAGAUACAGUAGCUCCAGGAACAGAAGUUACCGUUUUAACAGCUACAGAUGAUGAUAAUGAUGCUCCAUACAAUACAAUAACUUUCACUAUUAUUGGAGAUGGAAAUUCUACAGACUUUUUCUACAUCCAUCCAGAUACAGGCCGUAUUACAACAUCUAAGGAUUUUUUUACGACGACAAAAAACUUUUUCAGAAUUCGAGUUAAAGCAACAGAUAGAGCUCCCGUACCAAAAUCUAGUAUUACUUACGUAGAAGUCAGUAUUAUAAGAAAUCAAGGUACACUACGAUUCAGUAGUAACACUUUAACAACAGAAAUUCAAGAAACAAGAGCAAUCGAUCAAACGAUAUAUCUUGCUGUAGCAAGUCCAUCUGAUAAUGUAAAAUAUCGAAUAAUUGGUACUCUAUUAUCUCAAGAAUAUUUCAAAAUUGGACAAAGUGAUGGAAAAGUACAAAUUAAGAAAAGUCUUAAAGAUGAUCAAACAGCUGCCCCGUAUUAUUUGAUUCAUAUUGAAGCGGAAAGAGAGUUUGAAGUUACCAAGCAAAUCGCUAAAACUACUUUGAAUGUUACUGUUAUAAGAAACUUAAAUCAGCCUAAAUUCUCCUCAAGACUGUUUCAGAGAAGAGAGUUGGAUGAAAAGACUCCUAAGGGAACAAUUUUAUUGGAAUUAUCGGCCGUUGAUAAUGACAAAGAUGUUUUACUUUACUCGGUUGCUGAAGGAGAAGAUGCGUCUUUCUUCUAUUUGCACCCGUCAACUGGAGAAAUAUCUCUGAUUAAAUCCCUUCUUACCGAUACAGCAACUACCUAUGAGUUUGACGUUAUUGUCUCUGAUCAAAGAAUUCCACCAAAAACUGAUAGAGCCACAGUAAGAGUUUUUAUUAAGAGAGAUGUGAAGGAUCCAUAUUUUGAGGGAAUUCCCUAUAUUACUGAAGUAGAAGAAACGGCUCCACUAAAUCAUCUUAUCAUCCAACUAAAAGGAAAGGAUGAUGAUAGAGAAGGGCCAUUAGUUUAUGGAAUUGAUGGUUUUGAUCCUGCUCCAUUUUAUUUUCGUGUUGAUUCAAGUUCAGGUCAGGUUAUGGUGAAAAGAAACUUAAAAUUGAGUUUAGAUUUUACUUUUACUUUAUCAGUUUUUGUUUAUGACAAUGCAAAUCCUGAUAAAAAAGCUAAAGCUAAUGUUACAAUUACGGUUCUUCGUAAUAAGAAUCAGCCCGUAUUUCAAAAAGCUAAAUACGAGAUGUCUGUAUUGGAGAAUAGACGAGUUGGAUCCACCCUAGUCAAUGUACAGGCUGUUGAUCAAGAUGGUGAUGAAGUACGAUAUAGGAUAAUAGGCGAGAGCAGUCAGUUCCUAUUCUUAAACGAAAGAAAUGGGGCCAUCAGCCUUGCUAAACCUUUGAGUGAUGCAGUUGAAGAUCAAAUUAGAAUAAAAAUUGAAGCUUACGAUAACGGUUAUCCGGUUCGAAGCAGUUCAACAAAUGCUGAUGUUAUAAUAAAUAUUAACAAGAAUAGACAUUCACCAGAAUUUAUUGAAGAUCAAUAUUCAACAACUAUAACAGAGAAGAGGGGAAUUAAUAGCGAUAUCUUGAGACUUCAAGCUACUGAUAAGGAUAAUCAGAGUCCCUUCAACACCAUUAAAUAUUUUAUGAUCGGUGAUGAAAGUGGUCCUACCUUCUUCAAAAUUAGCGAGGAAACCGGAACUAUAUCAAUUAAAUCGAACCUUAGAAACGACGAUAGAGAAGUUUAUUAUCUAAGAAUAGAAGCAAGGGACGGAGGAUCUCCUGCAAAAAUAGCUACUCGUGUAGUAGUUGUAACAGUGGAGAGAAACCUUGAAAUACCUCGAUGGAAUAAGAAUACAUAUAUUGAAAAUAUACUAGAAACUUUCCCUGUCGGUAAUACUGUUACAAGAUUACAAGCAAGGGAUGACGAUGAUCGUGCUCCUUAUAAUCAAUUGGAAUAUAGUUUAACCGAAAAUGUUGACUCUCGUAUAUCGGAGUUUUUUGGUGUUGAACAGUACACAGGAGCUCUUUUCCUUAGGAAAUCUCUAAUUUUAAGCGAUCUAAAACAAUUCGGGCCUUUCGACGUUGUGCUUAAAGAUAGAGCACCUAAUCCUAAAACGGCUACGUCCAUGGCUAAGGUCACUAUCAACAUUGGACGAAAUGAAUUUUCUCCAUCUUUUGGUCAGAGUACAUUCAACAAAACGAUUGAUAGAAAUCAAAGAAAUGGCGAAUUAUUGACUGUAACAGCAAGGGAUUUAGACACAAGCUAUGGACCAGUUACCUACGAACUAAUUGGUGAUGGUGAAGCUACAGCUUUCUUUAGAAUAGAUGCCAACACUGGCAGUAUUUCACUCACGAGAAGUGUCAACAAUGAAGCUGCAACAGAAUAUAGACUAAGGAUAGUUGCAAAAGAUAGAGGGACUCCUCCAAAAACAGAUACAGCUAUUGUCAUUGUGGAAGUUCGACGAAAUUUACAUAGACCAACCUUUUCACCAAAUACUUACGAUUUAAGAAUUGUUGAGAAUUGGCCAGUCUACCAGCCGACCUUCUUAGUCGUAAAAUGUAGAGACAGUGAUGUUGCGCCUCCGUAUAACACUUUGAAAUACUCAAUUACAUCUCCAGAAGAAGCUAAAAAUUAUUUUGAGUUAGAAGAAUUAACGGGUAGACUUAAAUUAAAACAAUCACUGAUCGGUGCCGAAGGAUUAUCUGAGAGAUUAGAAAUUCGGGUUCAAUGUAGUGAUUCUGCUGUACCACCAAGGGUCAAUACAGAUGGAAGUAUAAGAGUAAACAUCAUUAGAAAUAAAUUUGCUCCCAAAUUCGAAGGUUUUCCGUAUGAACGAACUGUGCCUGAAGAUUGGAAAACUGAUACCCAAAUUUUACAAGUUCUAGCAAAGGAUAGCGAUUCAGAGAACGAUUUCAAGAAAAUAACAUAUUCACUAAUUGGAGAUGAUUCUGCCACUGAUUACUUUAGUAUAAAUAAUGAAACUGGGCAAAUUUUAAUUAAGACAGAUUUAACACAAACUCAAUUGACAUCUAUGCAGUUGAGAGUUGAAGCUAGAGAUGGUGGAACUCCCGCCAAAUCAUCAAAUACCGCUUUUAAAGUAACAAUUAAUCGUAAUUUGAGAAAUCCUGAAUGGUUAGGUAGCACUGGAAUUUCAAAAAGAAUUGAGGAAAAAACUAUUGUUGGAACUGUUAUCGGAAAUUUCUCAGCAACCGAUAAGGACCGAAGUUCUCCCUAUAAUCAAGUAACUUUCUCUGCACUGGAUGGUGGAGACGGACCGAUUUGUUUAGGAGUAAAUGGAAGAAAUGGAGAAGUUUUCGUCAAACGUUCCUUCUUUGUCGAACCUUGCUCUAGAAGUGAUCAAUUUACUCUUAGAGUUAAAAUCUCUGAUAAUGGUUCCCCACCAAGACAAGCAUCGGCAACCGGAACAUUUUCCGUAAGAAUUGCAAGAAACAAGCACAUUCCAGUUUUUACGAAUAGUGGACAAUAUAAAGUCUCUAUUAAAGAGAAUGUCGGCAGCGAUAAGUCAAUUUCCAGAGUUCAAGCGACAGAUAGAGAUUCAGAGAGUCCGUAUAAAGAUAUCACCUAUCGAUUAGUAGGGAAAGAUAACGCAAUACGUUACUUUACUGUUAACUCUACUAAUGGUCGAGUUUUGCUAUCGAGAAGCUUGGCUCAAGACUCUGCCUUACAAUAUGAAUUAGAAAUUGAAGCUGUUGAUGGAGAUAAUGGUAAAUCUACAGCAACUGUAAUUGUUGAUGUUGAAAGGAACUUAUAUCGACCUAUUUUUGUUGAAACAAGUAAAACUGUAACAAUUUUUGAAUGGCAAAAUCUGGGUAACGUAAUAGCUACAGUGACGGCCAUAGAUAACGAUUCCAAAUCGCCACAUAAGGAUUUUAGAUAUGAAAUAAGAGGGAACAAUAAGGCCAAAGAGUAUUUUGGUAUUGAUGAACUCCGUGGUGAUAUUUUUGUCAAAAAGCCUUUAACAAGAGAUUUAUCAGGCUCGUCAGAUUAUCAAGUAGAAGUUAUUGCAAAAGAUCGUGGUAUCCCUCCGCUACAAAGUUCUAAUCAAGCUGUCGUAAGAGUUCAAGUUAGAAGAAAUAGGAAUUGUCCACGUUUUAGCGGCUCCUUUGCCACCAAUAUAAACUAUACUUUACAAACCAAUACUUUGGUUUUUAAAAUUCAAGCUAAUGAUAAUGACCCUGUUGGAACUCCUAUGAAGCAACUGACAUACUAUUUAGAAGGAAAUUCAAAGGCUAAAAAUUACUUUAGAGUUGAUGCAGACACAGGAAGUGUUUACAUCCGAAAUAAUCUAAGAAGCGAUACCGAUUUGGAGUAUAAAUUAUGGAUAAAAGUAGCUGAUAAUGCACAACCUCCAUGCGAAGCACAACAAUUAUACACUGUAAAUGUUCAAAGAAAUCUCUAUUCACCUGUAUUUAAUCAAAAUCAAUAUACGGUAACGAUUGAUGAAGAACAUUCAAGAUCAAAUGUUGUAACUACAGUGUCGGCAAAUGAUAGAGAUGAAAUUCAGUUAUAUAGAACUGUUAGAUACUAUAUAGCACCCGGCUCAUCACAUCAAGAUCUUUUCCGUAUUAAUCAGAACAGUGGUGCUAUUUAUUUAGCUUCUUCAUUAAUUGGAUUAAGUGGAGAGGAUUAUACGAUAAGAGUCAUCGCUAGAGAUACAGGAACUCCUAAUCAAAGAUCUAGUAAAGAAGUUAACGUUAGAAUUCGCGUUAAUAGGAACAAGCGUUCACCUAGAUUCCAAUCAAGAACAUAUUCAGCUAAUAUGACACUGUUAACUGCUAUUAAUACUACUUUAGUAACAGUUAGGGCAACUGACGACGACAAUUUGAGUCAAUACAAACGCAUUUCCUAUAAAGUUAUUGGAGACGAUUCAGCACCUGUCUAUUUUAAAGUUCUACCUAAUAGCGGGGCUGUUCAGUUAUCUAAAAGUCUUAAAUAUGAUUCAACUGUUGAUUAUAAGCUAAGAAUACAAGCUGAGGAUGGUGGUACACCACCAAAAGUUGAUUCAACAUUAGUUCAAAUUCACGUUAAUAGGAAUGAAAAAUCCCCAAGAUUUGCAGACACCAAUAUCCAAAGUUCUAUCUCUGAGACAUUGGCUCUUGGUCAACAAUUUACGUCAGUGAGAGCCUCAGAUGGCGAUGUCCAAACUCCUUACAACAAAAUAUAUUACAUGUUAGAACCAAGCUCGGAAUAUUUCAAUGUGAAUAGAGAAACUGGGGGUAUUUUUGUUCAGAAAUCGGUCAUGGACGAUCCAACGAAGAAAACUCAAUACGAUAUUACUGUUGUAGCAUUUGACGAGGGAUAUCCUCACCAAAAGAAAAGUUCCAACUCAAUCAACGUUCGUAUAAGAAUUGUGAGAAAUUUGAAAGCCCCAACAUUCCUCAACGCUGAUAAUUAUAAAAAGACUAUUAAACAAACCAUUCAACCUGGCCAAUCCGUUAUAUCGAUAUCUACAAGAGACGAGGAUACAAAUUCUCCAUUCAACGAUGUUACUCGUGAAAUUAUUGGAGAUGGAAAAGCUCCGCAAUACUUUGAUAUGAAAAAUAACGGAGAGAUUUUCCUAAAGCCAGGUGUCGAUCUUGUGGCUGAUACAGAAAUGCUUUAUGUGCUAAGAAUUUUGGCUAAGGACGGUGGAACUCCAUCUUUAUCCAGCACGGCAACAGCUGAAAUCACUGUUGAAAGAAAUUUAGUUUCACCAAAAUUUGAAAGAACCAACUCUUUUGUGGAGAUUAAUGAAGAUGUUAAGCCUGGUUCGAGUAUUUCUCAGGUAAAUGCUGUCGAUGAAGAUGUCACUGCACCUAACAAUGAAUUUGUUUACGAUAUUGUUGGAAAUGAACAAGCUAAAGUAUAUUUCCACGUUCACCCACGAUUGGGUGAGGUUACACUGGCAAAGCCCGUUUUAGAAACUAACAGCAGCCGUUAUACCAUCGUCAUUACUGCUACUGACAAAGGAGAACCACCAAGAACUUCGACUGCAACAAUUCAAGUUUCAGUUAAAAGAGAAAAGGGAGAAUUAAAAUUUUCGACUGAUCUGUAUAAUGUCGAGGUAUCGGAAAACGAUAAUGUUGGUAAAAUUGUAACUAAAGUCUCAGCUAGUCCAGGAGCUAACUUACAAUAUGAAUUAACCGGCUAUGGCUCGGGACCAGAAUACUUUAGAGUUAUCGAGAGAAGGGGAGAUAUUCUUAUUCGCAAGAAAUUACUGAAUGAUCCAUCAAAGAUAACUGAAUAUAAACUCAAAGUCUUAGCAACAUCUAAAGAUGUAAGAGAGCAGACUGCCACAACUGAAGUUUUGAUAAAAGUUAAAAGAAACGAAUAUUAUCCAUCAUUCUCCCAAAAUAAUUAUGAUAGAACUUUCCUUGAAAACUUGAGAUUAGGAGAGGAAAUUCUUAAAGUCUCUGCCUCAGAUCGAGAUCUGAGUGAUGUCAUAACGUUCUCUUUUGACAAUAGCACAGAUGCUGAACUGUUCUUUAUUAAUCCAUCAACUGGUUCAAUCACAUUAAAACACGUAUGGAGUCCAGAUAAGCAAACUGUAUUUAAUUUCAACGUUAUUGCUUCCGACAACGCAUUACCACCUAAAACGGCUUCAGCAAGGGUUCGACUUAGCGUAGUAAGAGACAGAGUACCAACGUUUAUUAACCUUCCAAGAUCGGUUAACAUAGAUGAAUAUCAAAGGAAUAACUCUCAAAUUUUCGGUGUUCAAGUCAGAGAUGACGAUAGACAAGGUCAAUUUGUAUAUUCUUUCGUUGACUCUUCUGAAAGUAGCAAAAUUUUCUACAUUGUUAAUACGACUGGUCAAGUUCGUAUAAAUGAUGCUGAGAAAUUGAAAAAUGAUCAAAUCAGCGAAUACGCCAUUGCCAUCAAAGUUAUAGAUGAUAAACGACCUGUAACUUCCUCUGCAAUUUCUACUCUAAUCAUUCGAGUUAAUAGAAACGUUUAUCAACCGAAAUUUGAGCAAAGUAGUUACAGAGUUUUGAUUAAUGAUAGAUAUCAAAUUGGUCAAGAAAUAAUUAAAGUAAAAGCAAAUGAUCGGGAUACGGAUGAUGUACUAAGAUAUGAAAUAACUGGUACAGAAGAUGCAAUGCAAAGAUAUCAUAUUGAUCCAUCAACUGGAUCGAUUAGUCUCAAAUACAAUCUUCAAUCUUUAACUCACAAUACUGAUACCAUUCAAGUUAGAGUCAGUGAUCAGUCCACUCCUCCUCAAUUUGACAACGCAAGAGUUACGGUCACGAUUCGUAGAGAUACUUCUCCACCAAAAUUCCAAAAUAAUGAUUAUAAAGCCACUAUUAACGAUCUUGCAACAGUAGGAUCUGGUUUAAAUAUUCAACCAGGUGUUAGAGCUACCGAUAGAGAUAAUGAAGGAAAAAUUGAAUACGAGCUGGUAGGAGUUUUCCCAGCACCACAAUUUUUUACCAUUAAUCCAAAUACUGCUCAAGUAAGAGUAUCUACGGAUUUACGGAAAGAUACCCUAAAUUCUAUGCUUUAUACUCUUGAAAUUGUAGCAUUCAAUAGUCUUUAUCCUAGCAAUCGAGAGACAGCUACAGUUGCAGUAUCCGUUGAAAGAAAUACAAAAGCUCCAAGAUUUAAUCAGCAAACUUAUACCAAAACCAUUAAUGAAGAUGUCGGUAUUGACUAUUCAAUUUUAACAGUUAAAGCUGUCGAUGAUAACAAGGAUGACAAAAUCAGCUAUUCAAUUUCCGGCGAGGCUGAUGUUAUAUCAAAAUUUUUUGUUGACUCUGAGACUGGUGAAUUAACAACUAAAGAAGAUUUGACGAAAUAUACUGAGAAGAAGUAUAGGUUCUUCGCCGUAGCAACUGAUGAUGGUGUACCCAAGCAAUCGUCAUCAACCUCAGUUGUGAUUACGAUCAGAAGAGAUGAAUUCGCUCCUAUGUUUACUGGAGGGCCUUAUACAGCGCCUCAAGUUCCAGAGAAUAGAGGAAUAGGAAGUCAAAUUUUCUCUGUUCAGGCCACUGAUCAAGAUAGGCAAGGGUCAAUACGAUAUGAAAUGAUAGGAGAUGCACCUGCCACAGACUACUUUAUUGUAGAUACGAAUUCUGGAGGAAUUCGAAUUAAAGAUAAAUUAAGUAAAGAUAGCUCACCAUUUUACAUAGUGCGAAUUGCUGCCUACGAAAGUCAAAACCCACUAAGAAGGGUAACAACAACUGUUCGAAUACCAGUUCUUAGAAAUGCAAAUAGUCCCAAAUUCGAGAGACAGCAGUAUGAAAAGACAAUCGAGGAAAACUUGCAAAUAGGUAAAACUGUUGUUCAAGUAAGAGCUAGAGACCGGGAUCCUGACGACAUUAUAAGCUACUCUAUACCUGGAAGCGAGAACGAUACUCCAGCAAAGAGAUAUUUUGGUAUAACAGGAGAAUCGGGAAUUCUCUAUGUAAAGAAAUCCUUACAAGAAGAUAAUUCUAAUACGGAAACAUUCCAGUUUAAAGUUACCGCCAAAGACAAUAAAAAACCAGAAAGAACAGACGAGACAGAUGUGAUAAUAACAGUUGUCAGAAAUCUUGCAAAGCCAACGUUUACAGGUCAACCAUACAAAGUAAAUAUCGGUGUGUCUCUUAAUUCCGGUCAACUCGUCACAAGCGUCGUGGCCAGAGAUACAGACCUAAAAGAUCAAAAUCGAAUAAAAUAUGAAAUUAAUGGAGUAGUACCAUCGCCAUAUUUUUUUGGUAUUGAAAAUAAUGGAAAUAUAAUGUUAAGAAGAAGUUUAAAAGCUGAUUUAUCACUCUCUUAUUUGAUUCAAGUUGUAGCUUAUGACAGAGUGUAUCCUAAUGAUAAAGGUACUGCUACUGUUACUGUUGAAGUUAAUAGAAAUGAAAAUCAGCCUAAGUGGGUUAAUUCUGAAACUCUAAUAGUAACUGUAAGUGAUAGGGUGCCCCUCGGUUAUACUGUUACCGAUGACGUAAAAGCUACUGAUGCCGAUGAUAAACAAUCUGUUUCGUACCGCGUAUUGGGUGAUGGUGAUGCUCCUGGAUACUUCUACGUUGAUCCUACUACUGGUCGAGUGAACCUUAAGAAAUCACUUUAUCCUGGAAGAGCCACUUCUUACAGACUGAGAAUAGAGGCUGCAGAUGAUGGAAUACCAAGAAAACUAAACGAAAUGACCUUAUAUAUUACUGUCAAGAGAAGUUCAACACCACCACGUUUCGAUGGUGCUCCUUAUCCAAAGAAAACAAUCGAUCAAACAUCUAAAAUCGAUACACUUGUUACUACAAUUAAAGCCCACGACCCAGACAGCGUUGGAGGAUCUGGAGGAAAUGCAGAUAUAAGAUUCUCAAUUACUGGAGAUUAUCCUGCUCCGUCCUUCUUCAAGAUAGAUGAGAAAACAGGAGAAAUAAAAGUUAAAGAACGGCUAACAAAAGACAACUUAAAAACUACUACCUAUCUCAUAAGAAUUCAAGCUAUCGACAUUAAUUAUCCAGAACAGAAAUCAUUUACAACCGUAAAAGUCGAUGUUGUAAGAAAUGCUAAUGGACCAAAAUUCGAAGACACUGAGUUUCAAAAGUCAAUGCCUGAAAAUACUGAACUGGGAUCGUCUGUUCAUCAAGUCAUCGCUAAAGAUGACGAUGGUGAUAAUAUAAUUUAUGAACUAACUGGAGAAGAUGACUCUAAGGAAGUAUUUCACGUUAAUCCGUUUACCGGUUUAGUCCUACUUAAAAAAUCAUUUACUUUAACUAAUGAGAUGCAAUAUAAGUUGCUCAUUCAAGCAUGCGAUUCGAUAUCUUCUGAGAAAAAGUGUGAUCUUGCUACUGUUUUCAUAACAGUUAUCAGAGAGAACCAGCCUCCAGCUUUCCUAGGAACACCUUAUAACUUUAAAAUUAAUGAAAGACGUCCUGUUGGCAGCGAAAUCUAUACUGUUCGAGCUGAUGAUGCAGAUAAUAACGAUCCAUUAAUUUACAAAGUUGUUGGAAUAUCUCCAGCGCCAACUUUCUUUAAUAUCAAUGAUACGACGGGUAAAAUAAGCGUUAGAACAGAUUUAACAACUGAUAGGCGCACGCUAUAUCUGUUGAAAGUUACAGUAGCAUCAAUAACAGAGAGUCACCGUCAAACAACCGCAACCGUUGCUAUCAAUGUUGAAAGAAACGUAAACGAACCAAAAUUUAAACAGAAUAAUUACAGAUUUAGCUUAGCCGAAAAUACUCCAUUGGGAGAGAGUCUCUUCUCGGUUAAUGCAACAGAUGACGACGGUGAUAUAAUCAAGUACAGCAUUGUUGGAGAUGAAUUGGCUAAAGAAUAUUUUUUCAUUGAAUCAACAACUGGUUCCGUAACUUUGAAAAAACAUUUGGGAACAGGAACAUUUAAAACAGUCAAUUUAUUGAUCGAAGCAUCAGAUCAAGCUUUACCAGUUCCAUCGGUUAAAGUUGCUCAAGUAACAGUUUCGGUUAAACGAGACGCUAGCUUCCCAAGAUUCAAUAGACAAGAGUAUGUGUUUACAAUCAAUGAAGAUAAGGCUGUUAACAGUUCUGUUGGAGAAAUAAUUGUAACAGAUAACGACAAAGCGGGGAAUCUUGUUUUUCAAAUUGAAAAUAUUCAUCCCGCUCUAUCUUUUUUCCGUGUUGACAUCCUCCGAGAGGGUGAAGCACGUAUUGUCGUUGCUAGAUCACUAAAAGAGGAAAGCCUUCAACUAACAAGCUAUAAAAUCAUAAUAAAAGCCUACGAUACAUCUUAUCCGAAUAACAUUCAAGAAGUCGAUUUUAUAAUAAAUGUGAGAAGGAAUAUAAAUGGUCCAACAUUCAAUCCAAGUAGCUAUAGAAAGGAGAUACUAGAUAAACAUCGAAUUGGCGAAAUAAUUCUCCGAAUAUCCGCAUCCGAUCGCGAUGGAGAUUUAAUUAAGUAUAGACCAUUAAAUCCUGAUAAUUCUGAAUGGGAAUACUUCUUCUUAGAUGAAACUAAUGGUACUUUGACUAUUAGAAAGAGUUUGUCUGGAAUUGAAAAAGAAUUUUUGUUACAAGUUCAAGCGUAUGAUCCUAGGGGAAGAGCAGUAAACGGAACAAUAUCAGUAAUAGUUAAGAGGGAUAACUCACCGCCAAUAUUUGAGGAUGUUAUUAUACCAAAACCAAUAUCAGAAAAUUCUGCCAACGGCUCGGAUAUUCUCGAAAUCCAAGUCAACGAUCCUGAUAGAAAAGGGGAUAUUCAAUUUGAAAUUAUUGGAUUCGAUCCAGCUCAAAAAUACUUUUCAGUUGAACCAAUAUCCAAUACUGGAAGAAGUAAGAUAGUUAUAGUUAAAGACCUCAAAUCCGAUCCAUUGAAAUUAUUAUCAUACUCGUUGAGAAUUAAAGUUUACGAUUCGGCAAGCCCAGAUACUUUCAGCUACUACGAUGUUGACAUUCCUAUCUCGAGAAAUGAAUUCCGCCCCGAAUGGAGAAAUACACCAUACACGAAGGAAAUCUCUCAAGAUUUCCCAGUUGGAGAUUCGGUUACGAAAAUUGAGGCGAUAGAUUCAGAUAAGGAUGACGUAAUUAAAUACUCGAUUUAUAAUAACGAUGAAGCGCCAACUGUAAAAGAAUUCUUUUGGUUGGAUCCAUCCACCGGAGUUAUAUAUCUAAGGAAACAACUUGACAAGAUAGAGAGGACAAUCUACUCUUUUGAAGUUCAGGCAUCUGAUCAAAAUGUACCUGAGAAGACGGCUAUAACAAAUGUACAGAUCAUUGUGGCCAGAAAUGAAUAUCCUCCGUCCUUUGAUUUUGAUACCUAUACGCGAACAAUUAAUGAACAAGCUGCAAUUAAUUCAUCUGUAAUAGGCAUCAACGCGAACGAUAGAGACAAAAAAGGAACAAUAAUGUAUGAAGUUGUUGGAAUUUUGUCGGCUCCAACAUAUUUUUGGCUAGAUAACAGACAAGUUCGAGUACUGAAUGAUUUAAGAAGUGACCUAUCGGUAGAGUAUAAGUUAAGAAUAGCUGCUUAUGAUUCUGCUGAUCCAAGUACGAAAGCGUACACAACGGUUGUAAUAACAGUUACGAGGAAUGCUAAUGCUCCAAGAUUUAAUCCCUUCACCUAUAGUGCACACAUUAUUGAAGAAUUCCCUAUCGGAGGAAAAAUUGAAACUGUUAGUGCAUCAGAUUCGGACCAAGAUACUAUCUCUUACAAAUUAGUAGGCCCAAGAACAGCAUUAUCCUUCUUCUAUGUGAAUCCAACUUCGGGUAGUGUUUACCUUAUAAGAGAGCUAAAAGACUUAGAUACCAGACCAUUAGUGUUGACGAUCGAAGCAUCGGAUAAUAGAGUACCUGUACCUAAAAAAGUUAAUACAACUCUAUCAAUAACAAUAACAACUGACGAACAACCGCCAGUAUUCGUGAAUUCUCCAUACACGACUCUCAUAACCGAAAAUCAAGAAGUUGAUAGCUACUUUUAUUCAUCAGUUACAGCCACAGAUGCUGAUCUUAAAGACGAAAUUAGGUACCAGCUUGUUGGAGAUAUUAUUGCCUCGAGCUUCUUUAUGAUAGAAGAAAAUACUGGACGAAUUGGAAUAAAACAGAGUUUAAAGACAGAUCCUUUACAGCUUGCUUCUUAUACAUUAGUCUUAGAAGCUUAUGACAGCGCAAAUCCGAGGAGAAGAGCACAAACAACGGCAACUGUUCAAGUCAGACGAAAUGUCUUCCCACCCCGUUUUGAUCAGAAUCAGUAUAAUGUAGCAGCAAACGAAAGCCUGCCUCUUGGACAAGUAAUACUUAAAGUUGAAGCCGAUGAUAGAGAUAAGGAUCAAUUGGAAUAUUCAAUAAUUGGUAAUGAGAAAGCUUUGGAAUAUUUCCAUAUUAACCCAAGAACAGGAGAGAUUUCACUAAAUAAACCCCUAAAUAAAGAUAAUGAUGAGAAUUAUCUUAUACAAGUAGAAGUUAAAGAUGGUGGAAAACCCGAGCAAAAAGCAAUUACGAAUGUAAGAGUAAAAGUUAAAAGAAAUAAGAAUAUGCCAACAUUCGAUGCGGAGAUUAAUGCAAAUGUUCCAGUUAAUACUAAAGUUGGUGCGGUAAUAUCAUCUGUAUCUGUAUCGGAUCCAGAUUUAUCUGGCAACCUCAUUUACGAAAUUUCGGGUGAUGAUACAGCAAAAUUGUUUUUCUCUAUUAAUAGUAAUGGUGAAAUUAUACUCAAAAAACCAUUAACCGAUGAUAAUUUAAGAAAUUUACAAUAUAAGCUUAAAGUAUCAGUCUACGAUUCACAUUUCCCGAGAGAUGUUAUCUCUACAACUGGAACUAUUGAUGUCAAUCGUAAUGCCAAUCCGCCACAGUUCGAUUCUAGCAAUUAUAAUUUUGAAAUAGCUGAAGAUACUGAUAUCGGAGCAUCUGUAUUUAAAGUAUCAGCAAACGAUCCUGACGGAGGAAAUGUUACUUUUAUGAUAAAUGAUGAGACUGUUUAUCAAAAGUACUUUUACAUUGAUCCACAUUCUGGUGUUAUUAAAUUGAGGAAUUCGAUCCUAAAAACCCCUGAGAAAAAUAUGGUUAUUGUUGUUGAAGCAACUGAUUCUGGAAAGCCGAUUCAAGUGGUUAAAGCUAGAAUUAAUAUUUUUAUCAAAAGGGAUGAAUAUCCUCCAGAAUUUGUUAAUCUUCCAAAUACAACAAAAAUUACUGAAAAUCAAGAGAUUAAUGGAGUAUUUUUUAUAGCCAAAGCCAGUGAUCCUGAUUCUAUUACUCAAGAAAUGAACUAUGAAAUUGUCGGCUAUCCACCAGCCGAUCAAUAUUUCCAAAUAAAUAAGGAAAAUGGUGAAAUUAGUGUUCAGAAGAGCUUGAAAGAAGAUCGCGGAUUAGAUUAUAUACUAAGAAUUGGAUCUUACGCAACUGUAAAACCUGCACAGAAAGUUUUCCAAGAUUUGACAAUUACUGUACAAAGAAAUGUUUACAAACCGCAGUUUACGCAAACUCAAUACGAGAAAUCGGUAAAAUCAACUCAAGCGCUUGGUGAUGUAAUUCUUACUGUAAAUGCUACUGAUCGGGAUCAGGAUGUUUUAACGUAUACCCUAGAAACUGAAUCUUGUAAAGAAUACUUCUUUAUAGACUUCAGAGAUGGAAACUUGAGAUUAAGUAAACUAUUACCUGCUGAUAAUUCCAUAAAGGAAUUCGAUUGCAUAAUCAAAGCCAAUGAUGGCGGCUAUCCUACGCCUCAAACAACUACUGUUCCUGUAAAAAUCACUGUUCAACCGUCCAACUUAGUUCCCGUAAUUGAUCCAGUUCAGAGCAUUGAAAUUGAAGAAUCAGUACCAGAAAAUACUAUAAUCCAAAGUGUUAAAGCAACGUUGCCUUCAGUUAGCGGAGAAUUGAAAUAUGAAAUAGUAGGCGAUUAUCCAUCACCGGACUUCUUUGGUAUAAACUCACAAGGAGAAAUAACAAUAACAAGAGAUUUAAGAAAGGAUAGUCUACAAUUGAACGCCUAUAGAAUAAAAAUUGAAGUUUACGAUAGUGCUACUCCAAAUGCAAGAGCAAAAACAGAAUUCUCAGCAACUGUUAAACGUAAUGUUAAUAAACCAUCCUUCGAGAAGGAUACCUAUCAAAUAUCAAUUAAUGAUACAUGGAAGCAAGGAGAUCUUGUUGCUGAAAUAAAAGCAACAGAUAAAGAUAACGAGACUAUUACAUAUUCCAUUGUUGGUGAUGAUAAAUCGAUCAUAUACUUUCAUAUCGAUCAAAAUACUGGAAAGUUAUCGGUUCGAAGACCACUAUCUGAAGACAAUACCCAAGUGUAUGAAAUAACUAUUCAAGCCAAAGAUAAAAGAGGUCAUUUGAGCUUUGCUAAAGUUACUGUUCAAGUUCCACGAGAUCUCUACCUCCCAGUAUUUGAGGCUGACAAUGAUCCAACUGUAAUUGUCGAAGGAGUAAAACCAGGACUAGUUGUUAAAACUGUAAGAGCGAAUGAUCAAGACCUAAAACAAAAGAUAAAAUACGGAAUGGAUGGCUAUUUCCCAUCAGACAUUUUCUUUGAAGUAGAUGAAAAUACUGGAGAAAUAAGGGUAAAGAAAAGUCUAAAAGAUGAUAAUUUAGGAAACCAAAAAUAUAUCCUGCAUAUGUACGCCUAUGACACUCAAUUUGAGGAUAGAAGAGGAUAUGCUAAUUUUACAAUUACUAUUAGAAGAAAUCCUAACGCACCUCAAUUCAAGGAAGAUGUUUAUGAAAAAACUAUGCCAUUAACCACUCCUAUUGGAGAAGAGAUCGUUCAAAUAGAAGCCACUGAUGGAGAUAAUGAUAGGAUUAUCUACUCAAUUGAAACAGAACAAGGAUCAACAAUUGAUAGUCUUUUCUUCAUUAACCCCGAUACUGGUCGAAUAAUAUUAAGAAAAUUAUUAGUUGGAGUAGCAGAAAAAUCAUUUGAAUUUUUAGUGAAGGCUGAAGAUAGCAGAGGAAGUUCAUCAUCAGUUGUCGUUAGAUUAACAAUCGGAGAUAAAAAUGAACCACCAGCGUUUGAUAAAGAAAUUAACAAAUUUACUUUAUCGGAGAAUAGUCCAGUUAAUGAAAAUGUUAUACAGAUUGCAGCCACCGAUCCUGAUUUGUUCGGACCAAUGGUCUACGAACUUAAAGGAGUUAGACCAGGUUCAGAUUAUUUCGGCAUUAGGACAAUAAACAAUAUUGGUCAUAUUUACUUAUUGCAAACUAUCGAAAAUGAUUGGACCCAAAUAUAUACGUUACGUAUUGUGGCCUAUGAUCAACAAUACAAUUACCUAAAAGCUGAGACGUUGGUUGAAAUAACAGUUGAAAGAAAUCUUAAUAAACCUGUGUUCAAAUCUUCCAAUAUCCGAGUAUCUGUUAAUGAACACGAUCCUCUUGGAAAAAAUAUUACUCAAGUUUCCGCCACUGAUGCUGAUGUUCCAGGUCCAAAAUCCCAGAUUUCCUACGAUAUUAUUGGUGACCAUCCAGCAGACAGCUUAUUUGCUAUACAUCCAAAAAUUGGUUACAUUUUCAUAAAAGAACCAUUAACCGAAAAGCCAGAAAAAUUAUACAUUAUUAGUGUUGUUGCAAGAGAUAAUGGCAUACCUCCUCAAUCAUCAGUAGCAACUAUCAGAGUAACAGUUGAAAGAAACGAUCUUAGCCCUGUUUUCCCUAUUAGUUCAGACUAUUCUAGAACAAUUGGUUUCCGAUGGGCAAUAGGAUCAAGAAUAGUUCGUCUUGAAGCAACAGACGGAGACGAAGAGGGACCAAAUAGUAUUGUGUCUUAUAAAAUAGCAGAAGCAAAUAACGAAACAAUUGAAUAUUUCAUGGUUGAAGAAGAAACCGGAUGGAUAAGUCUGAGAAAAGACUUAUCAACAAGCGCAACAAACGAAUUCAAAAUGAGCGUCAUCGCAUAUGAUCACGGUAAACCAUCGAAAGAAAGUCAAAAGAAAGAACUAACUAUAACAGUAUCGAGAAAUUCCACAACACCUAUUUUCAAACCUACUGACUACGAGGCUGAAGUUGGUGAGAGUCAAGCUGUUAACUCAGAGAUAAAGAUCAACCCACCACUCCAUGUUAUUGAUAGCGAUAACUGCGGUCUCCUAUAUUCAAUAAUUGGACUUGACAAAGCUCAAAAUUUAUUUAAAAUCAAUCCAGGUACAGGAAAGAUAACUAUUGGUAAAGAUUUGAGAUUGGAUCACGAACCAUCUUAUACUAUAAAAGUAGCUGUUCAGGACGAAUGCGACAAACAAAAUACGGCAAUUGCUCAGAUUAAAGUAAACGUGAAUAGAAAUGAAAAUUCACCAAUAUUUAGCAACGAACCAUACGUAAAGAGUGUGGGAGAAGAUAUAUCUAUCGGUGAAGAGAUAAUAACUAUAACAGCAACAGAUGAAGAUGAAGGAAAGGCAGGAGAAAUUAGAUAUUCUAUUGUUGAAGAUGACUCCUCAGCAAAUAUUACUGAUCUAUUCUUCCUUAAUCCUCAAACUGGAGUUGUCACAAUCAUCAAGAGUUUACUCGAUGAUCCUAACAAGAGACAAGUCUAUAGAAUAACGGUUCAGGCUGCUGAUCAGAGUUUAGUUCAGAAAUCAACAACUGCAAUAGUUAGAAUCAACGUCAGAAGAAACUUAUAUGCACCAGUUUUUGACAAACCUUCAUACAAUGCUGAAAUAAGUGAAAAUGCCAAAGUUAACGACAUUGUUUUGAAUGUUAAAGCCACUGAUUCUGAUGACGCAACUGGUGAAAAUUUAACAUACGAGCUAAUUGGAGGAAAUGACGCUGGUAUAGGAUUAUUCCAAAUAGGUAGAAGAUCGGGUGUUCUCUCUGUUAAAAAUCCUUUAUCGACAAGUUCCCAAGAGUAUUUCAAUUUUAUGGUUGAGGUGAAGGACGGAGGCUCUCCUGAAAGAUCGGCCAGAGCUCCUAUUUCUAUAAGAGUUAAAAGAAAUGAAUUUCAACCAAUUUUUGAAAGUCCAACCUACACAAAAGUUGUUAAUGAAUUUAUAAGAGUUGGAGCUAAUGUUCUCACUGUAAAAGCUGUAGACAAGGACGAUAGUUCAACAAGAUCUGGAACUAUUGAAUAUUUCUUGGAAGACAUAGAAAAUUCAGGAGAGAACGUAAUUCAAUAUUUCUCUAUUUGGAGAUCGGAAGGAAGAAUAGUUAUUGCCAAAAAUCUUCAUGAGGAUGUAUCUAAGCAGAGAACAUACAUGUUCAAUGUUAUCGCUAGAGAUCAAGGAAUACCAUCUAAGAGCAAUCGCACAAAAGUCGAGAUAACUGUAAGACGCAAUGACAACAAACCGAUUUUCGAAAAGAGUCCAUACAAGUGGUCUGCUAAUGAAUUAGAUCCUAUCGGUACAGUCGUAGGGAAAGUUAGAGCCGUAGACGCCGACAUUGAAUUUCAACCUGACGCACCGAACUCGAAAGUUACCUAUAGAUUAUCGGCAUUUUCUGGAGGAUUGGAAUACUUUGCUCUAAAUUCAAAAAAUGGUGAAAUCUCCGUUGCUAAAUCUCUAUUCGCAGAUCCCGAUGCCGUAUUACAAUAUAUGCUUAAAGUCUUUGCUGAAGAUGGCGGAAACCCAAUGCAAACUGAUCAGGUGGAUGUUCUCAUCAACGUUACCAGACCAACAACAUCAGUUGUUGGUAAAUUGGGAUUUGCUAAAUCGUUAUAUCUAAAAGAAGUAAUGGAAGAUAUGACACAAAACAGAGAAGUUGAAAGAUUACAGGUUGUUAAUCUUAAAACAAAUCAAACUGCUGAAUGCCUUAUUCAAUCCGGAAAUGACGAAAUUGUAGCCACUGGUUUUAAUAGGAUAAGAGUAAUAAUUGAAGUGCUUGAUGUCAACGAUUCACCACCUGAAUUUAUAACACCGGAUUACAGUCCUUUGAACUUGAACAACGUCUACGUUACAGCUGUUCCUAGGGAAAUAUCAGCACCUAGUAAUAUAAUACAGAUAAAGACUAUCGACAGAGAUUUGGGCGUUAAUAAAGAAGUGACUUACUCAAUAUUAAGUAACGACGUACCUUUUAAAAUCGACACAAACGAUGGACAAAUAUCGAAUCUAAAGGAAUUUACGAAAGAGGAUAGUUUCUUUGAAUUUUCAGUUAGUGCGUCUAAUUCAAAAUCGGAUGUUAAGUUAUUAUCAACUGCUAAGACUUAUAUAAAUCUAAUUGAAGAAAAGCAUAGAAUAGUCCUUGUAUGGGAAAAUCAAGCUGUUGAAGAUGUUAGUCAGAGAUUGAAUGAUACUAAAAUAGCUCUUCAGAGAUUAUCCAAUAAGAUAAUCGUAAUUGAAAAACUAACACCAAGAACUUAUUUUGCUGGCGGUGAUGAGAAAGUUGAAAAAACUGAUACGGAUAUGUACUUUGUCGCCAUAUCGCCCACAACUUUUAAAAUCUUGGAAACCGAAAGUGAUGAAGUAAGCCAAUCUUUCACAUCAUCGGUGGCGAUUACUAAUAUAAAGAAAGAGAUGGAAACUCUUGGACUAAAUAUUCAAAGUGUGAGAACUGCCUAUCCAGUUGUCGGUGCAAUUACGGGAAAAACGUACGAAAGCUAUGACGAAGCUCCUUGGAUUGCCCUAAUAGUUCUUGCAGCCCUUAUUAUAGUCUUUUCAAUAAUUGGAAUGUUUGUAAUAUGUUUCACCUACGGAAGAUAUAAACACUCUCUUAGAGAUAAAAAUGCUGCCUAUAUUCGAACUUUACCUGCUGGACAUGUAAAUGGCUCUACAACCGAACUUAUGUACGACAAUUCGUCGGAUUUUCUUAGGGAGUACGAAACUCAGAGCUUAGCCGUUUACGUUCCGGCCGACGAGCCAGUACAAGAACAAGGAGAAAUUAACAUGAACUUUUCUGUGGCGGACGAAGCAACAGCUCGCACACUACCUCGAAGUACCUACAGUGCCGAUGCAUCAACAAGAUCCCACAAUGGUGGUGUAUUCUCGGCUACUAAUCCAAUAUAUCAAAGUUCUCAACAAUUUACCUCUAUUCAUGAACGACUCAGCAGUGGAAACGACGCUACAACAUCAAGAGCGGUCGGAUAUGGAGGUGAUUUUACAACAUCAAGAACGGUCAGAGGUGGAAGCGACUUUGCAGCAUCAAGAACGGCCGGAGCUGGAAGCGACUUUUCAACAUCAAGAGCGGUCAAAGGUGGAAGCGACUUUGCAACAUCAAGAACAAUAGGAGGUGGAAGCGAUUUUGCAACGUCCAGAAAAAUUGAAGGUGGAAGCGAUGUAGUAUCAUCAGGAGUGAUCGGAGGCGAAAGUACUAGCGAUACAAGACACGAAUCAAGAUUAGUAACAAAAACAUCAAUGAAAUCAUACGGUCAUAGAGAGAAUACAAACCGAUUCUCAUCAGGCAGUCAGACUGCUGCCGCUUACGAAGUUAACGACGAUCCAACCGUCUUUUAA